UUGGACUUACCGAGACCAAUCGAACAAAGCGCUCCAAUCUACACUCAAAGCUGCAACAACCAGCUUCGCCCUCUCCACACCAUAAGCACUCGCAAACAUGAUCACCGACGCCUCACUCUACUCUCUGGCCGUCUUCCUCGGCGCGGCGGCCAUGCUUCUCAUCGUCCUCUACCAUUUCCUCGAAGUCAACUCCGACGAGCAACAACAAGGAACAACAGCCACAAAGUCAGCGACGAUCAAGGACAACGCCGCAGCAGUUUCCGGGAGCACCAGCAUUGGAAGCUUGAGUAGCUUGGGUGUGGGUGGGAAGAGCCAGAAGUCAUGACGAGAUAGAAAGAUGGGCCGACGGAGUUGUGGGAAUCAUACGUGGCAGAACGUAAUGCAUCGGGUUCAGGUCGAGAGGGCAGAUUCAGGGCAGGUCGAGGUCAGGCUUGAGUUGAGGGAGCUUGGGACAAUUGGGAAUGGCGUCUGCUCAUAGCUUCAUCACACAUUGCGCCGCAAUGGAUUGAAUGGCUUCGUUACUC
Messenger RNA from Zymoseptoria tritici IPO323, 524 nucleotides. RefSeq lists its product as uncharacterized. Gene Ontology annotation, cellular component: oligosaccharyltransferase complex. The record is from RefSeq and is a predicted model, not a curated record. The transcript is spliced from 2 exons. NCBI's taxonomy places the organism in Eukaryota, Fungi, Ascomycota, Dothideomycetes, Mycosphaerellales, Mycosphaerellaceae. Bases 98 to 325 code for a protein of 75 amino acids.